Trichomonas vaginalis G3 is the source of this 1194-nucleotide messenger RNA. RefSeq lists its product as uncharacterized. The coding region runs from base 1 to 1194 and encodes 397 amino acids. The record is from RefSeq and is a predicted model, not a curated record. The transcript has a single exon. NCBI's taxonomy places the organism in Eukaryota, Parabasalia, Trichomonadida, Trichomonadidae.
AUGUUACAUUUCUUACUAUCCAUUCGUUAUACGGACGAAUCAGUAGGAACAUGCACAGGAGAACUCCAAGAUGGCCAAUUUUGCUGUUUUGGAGAAGUUUGUGAUUAUAAAUGCGUAUAUGAUAAUGAAUCAGUAAAAAUUAAAUCUCAUUGUUUUCAUAAGACAGAAGAAGUUUUCUGCCAAACAUCAAUAUUAGGAGUAUUCAUAUCAAUUCUUAUAGCAAUUACUCCAACGAUCUUAUUUUUGGGAAUUGGCGUUCUUAGAAAAUAUCAAAAUUACUACGCUUUAUUUAUGAGCUUGCUGCUUAAUGUAUUUUGGGCAAUGCUCAUAAUGUCGAUGUCUUGUUCAGUAAGAUCUGGCUUGUGGACAAAACAUAUAGCGUUUUGGUACAUUUUAGGAAUGCUUGGCCUGGCAGCUUCUAUUACACUAUACUUCUUGAAUCUAUGCAACCGUAAUGGUGCAACAUUCUUAGCUGAAAGCCAAUCCUCUGUUAUCAAUGAAACAGAUGAUGAAGUCAAUAAGAGGCUUUGCUGCCCUAAGCUCCCAGAACUCGAUGCUGGAAGUACAUACAGAGAACUCAAUUACCCUCUUGUCGAGUUUGACGAGUUAAUAUCUGCAAUUGAGGAAAAUGUUUCUGCUCCUCCUGAACCUAAGAUGCAUUGGAUGGUUUCAUACAAGAAUCCUGGUGAGUCCAAGGAGCACAGAAUCCAUGAUUCUUCAAACAUCGAGUAUGGCAGCUGGCAAUCAUAUGGAGAGACCACACCAUACUCCCAGAACAUGAUCACAGUUUACAGAUGCGAUAUUACAUAUACUUUUGACUCAGUUCUUGAAGAUGAGAUUAAACAAUUUGCAGAAGUCAAUCGUCUGAAGCAUCAAGGAGAAGGGCAAUAUGAAUCAUGGAUUACUAACUAUCCAAAGAAUCUCAUGAGAUACGCUAUUUCUGGAAAUGGAUCGAAAUUCUUCAGAUACUUUACAAGCGGAUUCAACAAGAAACUGUACGCAGUGCUCGCAGUUUUUGGCUACCAUUAUAUUAUGGACGCUAUUUGGAUUCCGAAAGUUCAAUACAUCAGAUCUGUCCUAACAAAGAAAAUGUACAAAGGUCUUGAAGGCCGAGCCAAACGUGGAGAAAACGACACUGAUGUAUUUGCUGAGGUGCAUAUGGAAGCACCUUCAAUGACAUCAAACCUCGUUUGA